Solanum stenotomum is the source of this 1005-nucleotide messenger RNA. RefSeq lists its product as uncharacterized. The transcript is spliced from 2 exons. NCBI's taxonomy places the organism in Eukaryota, Viridiplantae, Streptophyta, Magnoliopsida, Solanales, Solanaceae. Bases 1 to 1005 code for a protein of 334 amino acids. The record is from RefSeq and is a predicted model, not a curated record.
AUGUCGUCUGAGGUUGAAAGAGCGAUAGAAAAAGAUGAGGAUGAGAAUGAGGUUACUAAAACUCCAAAAGUGGAUACAGAGAAGGAAGCUGAGGUGACCCAAAAAGUUGUUCCCAUGCCUAGACCUCCACCUUCAUCUCCACAGAGAUUGGUGAAAAAGACUGAAGAGAGAAAAUAUCGCAGGUUCAUAUCUAUGUUGAAGCAAUUGUCCAUAAAUGUCUCGUUGAUAAAAGGUUUGGAACAGAUGUCUGGGUAUGCAAAGUUCAUGAAAGACUUGGUGACCAAAAAGAGGGCUGUCAGUUUUGAGAAUGAAGAGAGGCUACAACAUUGUAGUGUUAUUGCUACUAGGUCACUUGUGCAAAAGAAAGAGGAUCCUGGAGCUUUUACUAUUCCUUGUACCAUUGGGAUUUUACACUUUGCGAAAGCUUUGUAUGAUUUGGGUGUCAGCAUUAAUUUGAUGUCAUUGUCAAUAUAUAAGAAGUUGGGUUUAGGAGCUCCAAAUCUCAGUGCAAUGUGUUUACAGAUGGCCGAUAGAACUGUGAAGAAGCCUAUUGAAGUGCUCCAAGAUGUCCUCGUGAAAGUGGAAUCAUUCAUUUUUCUAGCGAACUUUAUGAUACUUGAUUGUGAGCAUGAAAGUGAUCUUAAAUCAGUAUCAGUGGUAAAUCAUAGGGUGGGGCAAGAAUCUGAAGUGUCUAUUGAAGAGAGGUUAGGUGUUGAUGCAUUAGCUGUUGUAAUAAUGAAUUUUGACAGUGAUGGUAUUGAUGACUAUGAUGAGCUAGUUGCUGCACUUGAUAGGUUUGAGUUUCGUUUUAAACCAAAACAUUUGGAAUUAGACAUGAAGAAUCGAGACACCCCACCUACAAAAUCGUCUGUUGAUGAGCUUCAAAAACUGGAACUUAAGGUUCUUCUAUCUCACUUGAGGUAUGUAUUCUUGGGACAAAAUAGCACAUUGCCCGUUGUUAUUGUUGCUGACUUGAGUAAAGGGCAAAUAGAGCCUUUGAUAUAG